UCAGUGACCAUGUUUGUCAGCCAAAGAAAAUAUCAUUGAGCAAAAUGAAAAUAUAUAAAGAGCGCAUUGAUACAAGAAGAGUUUACCUUGAUCAGUGAUAAUUUCUAUGGUUAAAAGAGGUAAUUAAGGAUUUUCAUUCCGGCGAUUUAUCAAAAAAAUUUGAUGUCGAAGUAAAAGUACAUACACAGCAAAAGCAAUGGGGAGUCGACGGAAAAUGACAGAGCGGGAGAUGAAAGCGACCGCACUUAACAAAAAGGAGGACCGCGUACUGCAAAAGACGUUCGGGACGUUAAACCUUGAGAUGAGUUUCACGUACAACGUCAUCUCAUUGCACGUACGUACAGUGAAAUCCAACUUUAGACGUUUGCGUGACAGAGUUGAUAAACUAAAAUCUCAUCUUACUCCAGAAGAAAUAACGAUGUUGAGACAACUUGAAGAGGAAGGGAAAUUCAAACCUUCAACUACCUUUAACGUUAACGCCGCGAUGAAGAUUGCGGCGGCGGCACGCAGACUUAAUUUAUACCCGGAGGGAUUAAGCCGCUCUCGUACCGCGAUGGCAACAAAACGUGGCCGUGCUAGUGAUAAAUUACUGGCAGGCAGAUCACAAACAGACACAAACUUGUUAAGAAAACGGAGCAAUUCUGUAACAGGAGCGUUUAUUGACGCUCCACCGCCGGACAAUACAGUACGUAGAAAUUCCACCGAACUUCCAUUAAAAGUAGCAAUAAGGCCAGUAAGCGCUGUCACUGCUGACCAAAACGAAUUAAAAAUUACGAAGAAGGGCGUUAGACCAGCUUCCACAGAAUGUUUCGACAGAGAAAAACCAACAAUGACGAAAGCCGCCCCUGCAAAACCUACCUCGGACAUUUCAGAUUUCGUUUCGUAUGAAAAGACGGAAAGAGUUACUGAAGCCGGAACUGGAAAGGUUAAAAGGUCACCACGUGAUAAAAUGGCAAUGAUAAACAUUACCGAUGAAUCGCUUGAUAUUGGUAGAAAUAAACUGUUCGAAGACAGGAGACAGGAACUUUUGCAAGACGAGCAUAUGUUUUACGUCAAUUUAGAAAAACGCAAAAAUAACUUUAUCGGUAAGGUUGACGAGUAUUUGUUAGAGAAUCCACCUGUGAAAUUUGACACCCCCAUAAUGCCAAUCAUUUUACCUCACGAUGCAAAGGACGACGAAGAAAUAAUGGCGUACAGUCGUCGACGGAUGAGGAAAUAUGACACGGACAGAACAUUCACGACGGAAGAGGAAUACAAACAACGUGAAGGCGAUCUUUGGAAAGAUAUGAACAAGACUAGAUAUUUAAGGGUUCCCGAUGAAAAAAUAGACUUAUCUGGAGUUGUGACUUUAGCAAAGGACCAGAUGCAAUUAUACAACUUGCUAAAGUCAACGGAACCUACUCAUAUUAUCUCAUACUAAAUUUCAAUUUAUUGAAGAAUGUCAUCAAUGAAAUGAAUAUACAUUACUUCCCGGAGAGUUUUUGUUAUAAAUGGCAUUUCGGGAAAAAUUGUUUUUCUUCUAUUAUGACAGUGUUUGCUUCGGUAGCAUUUGAAAGCACGAGAUGACGGGGUCUUUGGAGUAUGUCUCUAACUAGUAUGCAGUUUUCGUCAAGAGUAAUUACGGUAUGAUUUGAUGACCUGGCAUUUUGUGUUUUACAUGAAUUCAACUGUUUAUAUUUUUUAAAACAUUUGACAUUAUACGCAGUUAAUAUAUUAAGGGUGUAAAGAAAAAGCAAACAUUAUUAUUAAUUUACUGAGAUGUAACUAACACUUAAAAGAUCCAUUCUAUCUAAAAAACUAUCUGACGAGUUUGUUGCUGGAUAAGUUCAGAUAUAUAUAUGAUAGAUUUGCUUUUAUUCAUACAAUUUUGUAGAAAAUGGACUUUUUCAUUAAACUUCACGGAAUAUUCCAUUUGUGGAUAUAACAACACGUCUAUGUUGCAGUACAUUUAGAAGUCACGUGUUUCAGUAGAUGUUGUUUAUAUUGUACAAGCAAUAAUUGAAUAUUGAUUGUUAAGAUUAAUUAAAGGAGUGAAGCUUGCUUUUUUCAGAAGUUGAAAUUUUCUGAAUUUAGUACAUGUAAUAAAUUCUGUUGUUUUUAUUUUAAUAAGAAAAUCUGCAUUUCACCAAACGUAGCAGUAGUUUGUCAACAUAUCAGCAUUUAUUACAUGUAUUUCAGUGAAUUUUCGAUAUAUUAGAGUGAAGUAUAUCUCGUACUUUCACAGUAAAAAAUAUAAAAUAAAUUUUUCAUAUCAAGUAUAUUUUUUACUAGUAAUAGACUAUAAAAUGAGUAAAUUUAGUUAAAGCAUGAAAUGAUAAGAAAAUUGGUUUGAUUUACAUGUAAGAUAAAAAAUAUAUUUCACUCAUGAACACCAUAUCUAACACAUGCCACCCGUGAAAAUAUGCAUCUGCUGUCCACUUGUGAAAAUAUUUCAAUAUUACACUGAAACAAACAAAUUUCCCUUUUUUAUAUGAACAUUAACUAUGCUUGUCUUAUUUUCAAGGUUUCCUUCUGUACUUAUUUAAUUUCCCAUGUGGAUCGAAAUUUCUUUGCAUCCCUUAUGUGUAUAAACAUGAAUAUGUUAAAAUAUGUAACGCGACACUAUGUUGCUACAUUCCCUUCGUUCAUAAUUUUUGUUUGAAUAUACAUUAUAUGUUUUGUGCAAAUGAUAAAGUAGUGCAAUGGUACAUGGGUCCUACAUGAUGAAAUGUAAUAAAGCUAUUUUCAUCA
This is a messenger RNA of Mercenaria mercenaria, 2730 nucleotides long. RefSeq lists its product as uncharacterized. The transcript is spliced from 2 exons. The record is from RefSeq and is a predicted model, not a curated record. Bases 197 to 1420 code for a protein of 407 amino acids. NCBI's taxonomy places the organism in Eukaryota, Metazoa, Mollusca, Bivalvia, Venerida, Veneridae.